Actinia tenebrosa (Australian red waratah sea anemone) is the source of this 906-nucleotide messenger RNA. RefSeq lists its product as uncharacterized. NCBI's taxonomy places the organism in Eukaryota, Metazoa, Cnidaria, Anthozoa, Actiniaria, Actiniidae. The record is from RefSeq and is a predicted model, not a curated record.
GGUGUUUACUUGUGYUAUGAACCCAGCUUCUCCCAACCUUGAUUCCGCUCUGAACGAUGGCUGCAGGUUCUACUUCUACUGAUAGUAUGGAGACUGAACACCUACUCGACAAGAAUAAAGACCGCAYAUUCYUCARUAYAUUAGUCRCCGGUAAAACUGGGGUUGGGAAGUUUCGUCUUGAAAACGCUCUYGUUGAUAGAAAUAUUACUAAGRAAGAUGCGUGUAAAUCAACUCCGUAUGAAACUACCAUCGAAAAUGUUGCUGUUAAAGUKUGGGAUUCUCCUGGAUUACAAGACGGAACGAGUAAUGAAGACCAGUACAUACAAGACAUGARGYACRACAUCRAGGACAUUGCUUUGAUGAUCUACUGUGUCAGAAUGGACGAGRCAAGAUUCUAUGACGCAGACAAGAAAGCCAUCCGAAUACUGACAGAGGAGUUUGGGAAGGAMGYGUGGAAGCAUGCUGUAGUGGCUUUGACUUUUGCRAACAAGGUUGAAGACCCUGAUGGGGAAGACRAGUUARRAUAUUUCYAAUCSCAGCUUGAAGAAUGGAARAAGCAGUUUAAAGAAUACUUUGCAUCAGUUGGCRUCGACCCRRAAGUCUGURUUCCAGUGAUUCCUGYGGGGAACAAGUUAAAGUCCAUGCGUCUACCUGAUCGAGAAAACUGGMUUUCUGAUCUGUGGAUCGAGUGUCGCCGAGUCAUGAAGCCUUCUUCUUCAACACUUKUUAUGUACCGCAUCGACAGCCAACGGCUUGUGAAGGCCUUAGAAUCAAGAACCACAUUAGACGCUGGAGCAUAUGAAAGCCAACAUCAAGCAAGCCAGUCUCAGCGGACUCAGCCUUUGGCGGUAGUAAAAUAUUUAAUCGAUAAAUUAUGGGAGUACUUUGGAGGUCAGUACUUUGAAG